Zalophus californianus (California sea lion) is the source of this 3870-nucleotide messenger RNA. It is a transcript of the gene SLC7A5, whose product is annotated as solute carrier family 7 member 5. The coding region runs from base 1 to 1530 and encodes 509 amino acids. The record is from RefSeq and is a predicted model, not a curated record. Lineage: Eukaryota; Metazoa; Chordata; Mammalia; Carnivora; Otariidae. Gene Ontology annotation, biological process: neutral amino acid transport; amino acid transmembrane transport. Gene Ontology annotation, molecular function: L-amino acid transmembrane transporter activity; neutral L-amino acid transmembrane transporter activity. The transcript is spliced from 10 exons. Gene Ontology annotation, cellular component: membrane.
AUGGCAGGCCCCGGCCCGAAGCGGCGCGUGUCCGCGGCCCCCGCGGCGGCCGAGGAGGAGGAGCGGCAGGCGCGGGAGCAGAUGCUGGCGACGCGGCGCGCGGACGGCGGGGAGGGCGCGGAGGGCGCCGAGGGCGUGACCCUGCAGCGGAGCAUCACGCUCUUCAACGGUGUGGCCAUAAUCGUGGGCACGAUCAUUGGUUCGGGCAUCUUCGUGACGCCCACCGGCGUGCUCAAGGAGGCGGGCUCGCCCGGACUGGCGCUGGUGGUGUGGGCCGUGUGCGGGGUCUUCUCCAUCGUGGGCGCGCUCUGCUACGCGGAGCUGGGGACCACCAUCACCAAGUCGGGGGGCGACUACGCCUACAUGCUCGAGGUGUACGGCUCGCUGCCCGCCUUCCUCAAGCUCUGGAUCGAGCUGCUCAUCAUCCGGCCGUCUUCGCAGUACAUCGUGGCGCUGGUCUUCGCCACCUACCUGCUCAAGCCGCUCUUCCCCAGCUGCCCGGUGCCCGAGGAGGCCGCCAAGCUCGUGGCCUGCCUCUGCGUGCUCCUGCUCACGGCCGUGAACUGUUACAGCGUGAAGGCCGCCACCCGGGUCCAGGACGCCUUCGCCGCCGCCAAGCUCCUGGCGUUGGCCUUGAUCAUUCUGCUUGGCUUCAUCCAGAUUGGGAAGGGUGACGUGUCCAAUCUGGAUCCUACGGUCUCGUUUGAGGGCACCAAGCUGGACGUGGGGAACAUUGUGCUGGCAUUGUACAGCGGCCUCUUUGCCUACGGGGGAUGGAACUACUUGAAUUUUGUCACAGAGGAGAUGAUCAAUCCCUACAGAAACCUGCCCCUGGCCAUCAUCAUCUCCCUCCCCAUCGUCACCCUGGUGUACGUGCUGACGAACCUGGCCUACUUCACCACACUGUCCACGGAGCAGAUGCUGACGUCGGAGGCUGUGGCCGUGGACUUCGGGACCUAUCACCUGGGCGUUAUGUCGUGGAUCAUCCCUGUCUUCGUGGGCCUGUCCUGCUUCGGCUCCGUCAAUGGGUCCCUCUUCACGUCCUCUCGGCUGUUCUUCGUGGGGGCCAGGGAGGGCCACCUGCCCUCCAUCCUGUCCAUGAUCCACCCCCAGCUCCUGACGCCCAUGCCGUCCCUCAUCUUUACGUGCAUCAUGACCCUGCUGUACGCCUUCUCCAGAGACAUCUUCUCCGUCAUCAACUUCUUUAGCUUCUUCAACUGGCUCUGCGUGGCCCUGGCCAUCGCCGGGAUGCUGUGGCUUCGCUACAGGAAGCCCGAGCUGGAGCGGCCCAUCAAGGUGAACUUGGCCCUCCCGGUGUUCUUCAUCCUGGCCUGCCUCUUCCUGAUUGCCGUCUCCUUCUGGAAGACCCCUGUGGAGUGUGGCAUCGGCUUCACCAUCAUCCUCAGCGGCCUGCCCGUCUACUUCUUCGGGAUCUGGUGGAAAAACAAGCCCAAGUGGCUCCUCCAGGGCAUCUUUUCCACGACGGUCCUCUGCCAGAAGCUCAUGCAGGUGGUGCCCCAGGAGACGUAAGCCAGAAGGACCAAGAAGCUGCCAGAAAGAAAACGCACAAAGAUGGUGUUGAAACAUCUCAUCACCUUGAAAAGUGACUCCAGUCCUGUCUUCCAGGCAGCUCAGCUGAGCGCCCCGCACCGUCCCUCCACCGGGUCAGGGGGCUGGGGCCCCAGUGAAAACUGGUACGACUUUAGUCCCAGAAAGCGAACUUCUGUCUUAAGCUCCGUGAGUGUAGCACCAAGAAGAGGCCGGGCCCCUGACCCUCCGCAGGCUGUUUGCCACCUUGGGCCCUUCUCUUUUCAGCCUUUGUUUAUUUGUAUUAUUUUUUUAACUUAAGUUUUGGGUCAAGUUGACGCCACCAAGAUGAUUAUUUUCUAAAGAAAUGAGGGGGAGUGGGGAGAGUUUUUCCCUCCACCCCCUGCAGCAUGAUGUGCCUCCGAGGGACCAGGUCGUGUUGCGGAGCGUGGCACCCGGCCUGGCCCGGCACAGGCCCCCUGGAAGGGAGGGGUUCUGAGCGCCAGACACUCCAGUCCCACGAGCAGAGCCACCAAGACUCAGGCCUCGCUGUGUGGCCUCUGAGUUGCACUGACAGACAGACAGCUACCCAGACCACGUGCUUGGCUUUCUUUUGUUGUUGUUGUAGAUGUAGUGACUUUAGCAAAAACUAAUCUCGGGACUUAGGUCUCUUUGCCUUAAAGACCCAAGGGUAGAUCCCUCCCAGACCCCCCAGAAGAGAGCAGAGAAGGUCACCAGAACAGCUGCUUUCAGAGAGUGACAACGGCCCCGGCUCAGCGGAAGGCGGGUUCCUGCACCAGGUGUCUGCUGUGGGGGUGGGGGGGGCUCAAGCAGAGGUCACAGGCACCCAGACCAUCCCAAGCUCCCACCCGCGUGCACCACCCAGGAUGUCAGAGCAGGGUCAGCAUCUGGGCUAGACCCCGGUCACCCGGGACGCACUGGGCUUCUGGUUUCGUACAUCGCACCCUGGACACCCGCGUGAGCGGAGGCACAAUGGCAGGAGGACUCGGGUUUGGGCUGUGGGUCGCACGGACUCCGGGCUGUUCCACAUCCAGUACUGGGACUGACCAAGAGUUGUUGCUGGCAAAGACUCACACGAAAUCUAGAACAAACCAGGCAAGAAUGGCAGACACCAUGAUGGGGAGUCCUCAAGGACUUCCAGCUGGCUAGUCUCUCAAGAUAACCCCCCUCCCUGGGCCUGAAGAACUGACCCCAGCAAGCCGUCUGGAGCUGGCUCCGUUUCCUGGUGGGGGAGCCCCCCUUCCACCUGCACGGUCCACGCCCCCGCCCCCCAGGCCAGACUCCACUGCUGGGCUCUCACUGUACCUGCCCCCGGGGCUGUCCUGACUCCUCCGGCUUUUGUCUUUGUGGUGCCCGUGGUGCUUUCCUCAGGGGUGGCCGCGGAGGUCGAGCUGAGCCCUUGGGCAUCGGGCUGCAGCCGGAGGAGCUGCUUCAGCCCCCCAGGGCCACGUGAGCUUGGCGUGGCCAGCCUGCCGCCAUCGAGCCAACCAGCCUCCAGGACCCAGAGCAACCUGAAAGUGGCUCAGGAGGCCGAGAAGGCGGCCCGUUGUUCAUCUUCCUGCUUUGUGCCUGAGCACAGUGCUGGCUCUGGGAGGGAUGCAGGGAGCCAAGGGGCCCUGGCAGCCUUCCCGUGGCGGCCUGCUCCAGCAGCCUGCAGGUGGGUGUGGGGAACCGGGGCGUGGUCACCCCUGCGGGGAUGGAUGGGGGGCCGGCGUCUCCUCUCACGCAGGCAGGUCACAGGCCUGCUGUGAAGGCAGGUUGGCGGCCCAGGCUGCCGUUCCUGGAGCCACGCCCCCCCAACCCAGCCCAGGGGCCCCCUCCGACGGCGCCCCAGACACCAGGCACACUUCCAUGGUGGCGUUCUGGGCAAGGCAGAGACUCUGCUUUUUCUGACCACUCUCUACUGACAGGUGUCCUGCGCAUGUGUAUCUGUUGGGCUUCAUUUAUUUAUUUUUUUUUUAAAGCAAACCGUGUUGUAACCAGCAAAUGUUUGCUCAUGGGCCUGUUGUUUUAUCCAGGCCUAAUGUGUCACUAACUUAAAGGAUGCUGUUGGCACCGUGUGUAUUUAUUUGCGGGGUUGACGGCCACCCUUGCUGGUGCACGGCAUUCCCGCUGUCCUGGUGUCUCCGUGGGUCCUGGCCACGGCAGCCCAGCCGGGACACCUGCUGCAGAAUGGUGUGUGUGCGGCCUAACGUCUCUUUCUCUUUUCCCGUCAAUGGCUAAACUGUUGACUCGGCUGGUUCAGGGUGGGGAGUCUGGGGUUUUUGUGUGUGGGGUUUUUCGUUGAUUUUUGAAGAAAAACAAUCAGAAUCUUAAGUACUA